UAUGGAAGUCUAUGAUAAAAUGGACAUAAAUAAUUUCUCGGAUAAGAAUCGUCAAUUCGAAAGUAGGCCUAAGACAGAUAGAUGGGGUGGUAAGAGAGCAAAAUUAUUUCUGGUUGUAACAGGAAGCUUCAUUAUAGCAACAGUUAUCGUCCUUAUCGUAGUCGUAUAUCAAGCUGAAAGGCCCAAGUCGCAUUACAUUAGUUAUGGAGAUAAGGACGCAUGCCCAGAUUUAACAAUAAUCGGUGGUGGCUUAGCCGGUUCCUAUAUUGCAUGGAUGUUGAGAAAUACAAUGAAAACGGUUCAUUUAUACGAAAUGGCAGAAAAUUUUGGUGGAAGAUUAUUAUUAAAUAAGCGAAAAGAAGAGAUGAAAAUAGCAAAUUGUAUCUUGGAUAAUUUAUCUCUCUCAAAAUCAAACUUGAAAUAUUCUAAAUUAUUAAAGCACUUUGACUUGAAACCCGAAAUUAUUAAAAGGAAUAGGGUGUUUUAUUUCUUAAGAAAUAGCUUGAAAACUGAAAAACAAAGAAAUAAUAGCCAUUUACCAUAUUUUGUUGAUGAUAAAGAGAAGGGAUUAAAUCCUGAUAACUUGAGAAAAUUUUAUGCCGAAAGUAUAAUCGGUCAUAAAAUCAAUAAAUCGCAGAUAAAUAAUCUUUGUUCACUUGAAGAUGCGGAUAAAGAAAUUCUACUAAAAGCAGAAUUUGUCAAUGGUCUUAGGGGAUACGCUUCUAGUGACGGUCUUAAUUGUUUAAAUGACAUUUGGGCUGAUAAUGCUCCAGAUCUUAUGAGUAGUUUGGGAUAUCUAUUAGAAGAUUUAGAACAUGAUUUCUCUAAUUGUAUUAAUGCUGAUCGACUUGAAAAUUUAGCGGCCAGGUUACUGACUGAAGCCAACAAAACGUACUAUUUUAAUAUUCAUUUGGAUUCUAUAGAAAAGACGAAUGGUAUUUUUCGAUUGAAAUUUUCUGUUACAAAGACUGAAAAUGGCGAAUUGAAAAGGCAUUCGUUGACUCAUUCAUCUUGUACAAAGAAACUCAUUCUAGCAAUACCGAAAAGUUCUUUGGCCGAUAUAAAAUGGUCAAAUUCAUUCAAAUACGAUAAUUAUAAGCUUGCCAUGCAAUCAUUAAAAACAAGUAAAAGAACACAAAUCAUUCUGCGUUAUAACGAAUCUUGGUGGCCUGAUAGUUUAACCAUCGUAAAAACUGAUCUACCAGCACAAAAAAUCACUUUUAUCCGUUUAAAAGACGAAAAAGAUGAGCAUAACCAAAACGGUUCGUCGUCAACGAGGCACACGUCCGGAAAACGAGAAAGAACCACUUCAUUUCUACUUGUUAUAGACAGUAAUGAUAGAUACUACGACUAUUGGAAAACUUUAGAAUCGGGAAAAUUAGUAGUUAACCGCCUUACAAAAUUUUUUGCUAGAAUUCUUGCCAAACGUGAGGAUUCCAUUCCAGAUCCUGAAACAUACUCAAUAUCGUAUUUUAAAGAGGCAUUUCCAUACUAUAGUCAUAAAUUCUUCUGGAAAAAGAAUUUUGAUUGGUGUAAUGUUAGAAAAAAGAUGCUAAAACCUAUUCAUGAUCAAGAUGUAUAUAUUGCUAAUGACUCUUUCGAUACAGUGAAGAAUCAGGGAAAAUUUGAAACUUUACUCGACAAUAGUGAUGAAAUAUUGGAAAAGUAUUUUGCAGAUUAUGUCACACUUAAGAACUAA
Messenger RNA from Dimorphilus gyrociliatus, 1699 nucleotides. The record is from the annotation of a GenBank genome assembly. NCBI's taxonomy places the organism in Eukaryota, Metazoa, Annelida, Polychaeta, Dinophilidae.